UGUUUCAAACUGUUCGUCAGUUUAUAACUUUCUUUCUUAAAAUAUCUUUAUAUUCUAUUAUAGUCAUGUUCCAAAAGUUAAUUAAGAUUUUGACAAGAGCACAGUUUAAGAAUAAACACCAACUCUAUGCGUUUGUAGUGCUUGCGAUAUUUUCUAUAGCUUCCCUCUUAAUGAUAUUGAACUACGGUGAUAUGCCAAAGAAUUUACCUGAUAGACACACUUCGAACCAUAAGAUGCAAAUAAAGCUGCAAAAAAGUAUAUUAGAGGAAAAGGAGGUAGGUUGUAAGUUACCGGUGCUGGACCCCUUCGCGCCGGAGAUGUUGAGGUUCAACAAGGAUAUACCCAAGAUAAAAUGCGAGGGCGGCGACUGGGUGCAGUGUAAUAUGUCUGAAUGUUACGUAACAGAAGAUAUAUUGAAGACUAUGAGCAACGUUGUUUGUGUGUACAAAGAUAUUAUAUACAUCGAUGAUAAUAAUUACAAGAUUGGUGAACCAGUCCGGGUGUUGGGUGACCAGAAAUACUUCCUCAACGCCAGCGAUCAUGUCCGAGUAUCUUGUUCCGGCACACCGGUUAAUAGGUAA
Papilio polytes (common Mormon) is the source of this 581-nucleotide messenger RNA. RefSeq lists its product as uncharacterized. The record is from RefSeq and is a predicted model, not a curated record. NCBI's taxonomy places the organism in Eukaryota, Metazoa, Arthropoda, Insecta, Lepidoptera, Papilionidae. The transcript is spliced from 4 exons. The coding region runs from base 66 to 581 and encodes 171 amino acids.